Molecule: messenger RNA, 2242 nt
Organism: Mirounga angustirostris (Northern elephant seal)
Lineage: Eukaryota; Metazoa; Chordata; Mammalia; Carnivora; Phocidae
Gene: TREML1
Product: triggering receptor expressed on myeloid cells like 1
Exons: 5
Coding region: 447-1583 (378 amino acids)
Biological process (GO): platelet activation
Cellular component (GO): plasma membrane
Molecular function (GO): transmembrane signaling receptor activity
Source: RefSeq, a predicted model, not a curated record
GAGAGCUCAGGCCUGUGUGCUCAUUACAGACUAUAGAACCAGAAUAACGCUCCACCUUCCUCCUUCACACCUCUGCAUCCUCCGAUUUGAUCUUUGGAAGACUCUGAGGAUUCUCUUCCCUCUCUCUCUAUUGCUUAUCCAGUUCCAGAUCCUCCUCCCACCUCAUCCCUUAACUGGGCCCCAAGAGCCCGGGUUCUGCCCGUCCUUGGGCCUUCUCACCCUGCCUCGCCCACCCCUACCGACCCUCAUGGUCAAGUUCCCAAGCACUGAAUCAACCAGGCUUUGGAAGGGCGCCUUAUCCCCACCCACAGAGGGGCCCCCAGUGCCUGCCUCCCUCUCCAUGGCCUCCGAGAGCCCCACGUGACUGAGGCAGAUGUUUCCUGCUCCCUGGGGAAUGCUGUGUCAGUGGCCAGGCAAGCCCCAGAGCUGACAUCUGCCGACCUGCCAUGGGCCCCCACCUGCUACCGCUGUUGCUCCUGGGACUGGCAGGUAAGGUUAGAAGGAGGUGCACUUGGGGCCCCCUACACUCCGCUCCAGGCCCAGGAAUAACCGGCGUUAUUGUGGCAACAAUAACAUAUGUAGGGCCCAGAAGGUGGACCUCUCCGUGCCUGUGCCCCUGUGGCAGUGGGUGGACUGGAAAGUUCCCGCAGCUCCUGCCCAGCCUUCCCAUGUCCUUUCCUUCCCUAGGCCAGGGCUCGGCGGGCACCUUCCCGGAGGUGCUGCAGGCCCCCGUGGGGGGCUCCAUUCUGGUGCAGUGCCGCUACGAGCCCCAGGACAUCAAGGCUCGGAAGGUGUGGUGCCGGUUCUUGCCAGAGGGGUGCCAGCCCUUGGUGUCCUCGGCUGUGGAUCGCAGAGGCCCUGGGGGCGAGCGCAUGUUUCUCACCGACCUGGGGGGCGGCCUGCUCCAGGUGGAGAUGAUUACCCUGCGGGAGGAGGAUGCUGGCGAGUAUGGCUGCGUGGUGGAGGGGGCCAUGGGGCCCCAGACGGUGCACAGAGUCGCUUUGGAUGUGCUCCCUCCAGCUCCUAGCCUGAAAGAGGAGGAGGAGACCUAUAAGGUUGGGAGUCUGGCUGACGGCCCCUCCUCAGACACUGUGGAUAGUGCCAGCCCUUUGGAACCCAGCCAGGAUAAGAGCAUCCCCUUGAUCUGGGGCGCUGUGCUCUUGCUGAGCCUGCUGGUGGUGGCAGUGGUGCUGUUUGCUGUGAUGGCCAAGAGGAAAGGAAACAGGCUUGGUGUCCGCGGCCAACCUCAGAGCAGUGGCAUUCCAGGCAUGGCCGCCUCCUCAGUGGCCCACCAUAUCAGUGACUCUGGACUGGGACUUGAUUUGCCAUCGGACAUUCCAUAUGCUAGGCUCGACUCGCCACCUUCCUUUGACAAUACCACCUAUAGCGUACCUCUUGAUCCCCCAUCAGAGAAAUCCCCACCCCCAGCCCAAUCCUCAUCGCCCCCUCUGCCUCCUAAGGUCCUAAUGUGCUCCAAGCCUGUGACAUAUGCCACAGUCAUCUUCCCUGGAAGGGACAAGGUUGGAGGGGCCUCCUGUGAGCCAGCCCAGGAUCCACCGAAUGGCCACAUGCCACCCAGCUAAGCUGUCCAUCAUGCCGUACACUCACGGAGACUAUCCCCAGAACUCUGUGCACCCAGCCAGCCAGCCCAUGCCCUAGACCCUUACAAUAUCAGAGCAGCUAGGGACCUUAGGUUCUAAUCUAAUAUCUUGACUUUUCUGACCUGGAGAGUGAGACUUAAAUGUGACUGAGGUGUCUUGGGAGUCCCCCAUGCUUGUUCCUCUGCCAUUUUACUACUGAGCUAAAUAAACUCUGAAUGGUAAUAUAUGAGCUCUUGAUGUUUGAGGGGGAAGGAAAGGGCCUGAGUUUGACUAUUCCCACGGCCUGGAAACUGAAGAUUCUGGUCCAGAGUUUGUGCUGCAUGAUCUGCUGCCUGUUCUGCCUGUAGGGACAUGGUUUCAUUCUCUGGUCAGAAUACUGUGAUGCAGUUUGAUUCAAGGGGCACUAAAAACACUUCUUCAAAAGUAUUUCCUGCCUUUCUCAUGGUACCUAAAUUAUAGAUCCAUUAGCUUAAGUCUAGAGAUCUCUUCUGCCUUCUGCUCUGCACCUUGUAAACAAAUGGCAUCUUCUGAUGUGACAACAUGACGGGAGGAAGGGGAUAAUGUGAGUGAAAGGAGACUCAGGACAGUUGGGGUGAGAGAGAUGGAGCUGAAAAGAAAUAGGAGGGAUGUUAAGGGAACAA